CACAAGAACAUUAACAACAACACACUAAGUACUCUCUCACUAGUCACUACUUUACAGCACACUCUUGACUCUUAACUCUCCCUCCCAGUUUCAUGGCUUCUUCAGGGACAAGAGCAGCCUCAGGCUUCAGCUUCUCAGAGAUCUGGCUCUUGAUAGUAGCCACAGCACUCAUCUGUGGCUUUCUCGGGUACAUAGUUUAUGAUGCAAUCAUGGCCACUGCUUCUGAGUUGCUGCAACGUUUGCUGGUAAUUUCUCCACUGUUCUUGAUCAUCAUUGUUCACUGGCUCUCCACUGCAACCCAAAUAAGCUUCCCCAUGCCAGGAUCUGAGCCUAGUGCCAUCCACAGAGCUGGUGGUUCCCCUUGGGGUGUUGCCUUUGUUCUUCUUCUGCUUUUCCUUCUCAUUUCUUACCAACCUUCCCUGCAUGACCUUAUUUCUUAGCUAGCAUGCACUCAAGGUUUUAAAUACGGUCGCGGUCAUAUUCGUUGAUAUCGGAUAAAUGCGACCGAUGUGGUUCCAAUUUCGAUUGUGUUACAGUCACGGAGACCUUUUUUAAAACCUUGCAUGUACUAUAUAGUUUAGUGCAUGUCACUUUUGUGUAGGGGUGUGGUGCUUCUUAUUUUAGAGUUGAUAUGGGUACAUUUGGUUGCUGUACUGUAGCUCAUAAUGGACCUGUUAAUUUCUAUGUGAAUUUGGGUGUAAAAACUUGCAAUGUCUCUCUCUCUAAAAGGGCCUUUUGCCCUAUAGCAAAAUUUUGUGGCUGCUUAAAGUGUCAAGUUUCGAUCUUUGCUGGCCUAUGGCGGGUGUUUGUCCUUUGUUACUGAGAAAAUUGAAAUGUCAUGGUGUGUCAAACAUCAAAAUUACUAAGGAAUUGGACUAUUAGAGAAACUAUGUAUCUUUUCUUUUAGACUUCAUCUGUUGGUGUUCAUAGCUAAAUAUAAAAUUUAAAUAAAUAGCGUAUUGCUUGGUGGUAA
Messenger RNA from Glycine soja, 973 nucleotides. RefSeq lists its product as uncharacterized. The coding region runs from base 93 to 440 and encodes 115 amino acids. The record is from RefSeq and is a predicted model, not a curated record. The transcript has a single exon. Lineage: Eukaryota; Viridiplantae; Streptophyta; Magnoliopsida; Fabales; Fabaceae.